Messenger RNA from Tripterygium wilfordii, 2533 nucleotides. RefSeq names its product QWRF motif-containing protein 2-like. The transcript has 6 exons. Bases 283 to 2163 code for a protein of 626 amino acids. NCBI's taxonomy places the organism in Eukaryota, Viridiplantae, Streptophyta, Magnoliopsida, Celastrales, Celastraceae. Gene Ontology annotation, cellular component: nuclear microtubule; centrosome; cytoplasm. Gene Ontology annotation, biological process: spindle assembly; centrosome cycle. Gene Ontology annotation, molecular function: microtubule binding. The record is from RefSeq and is a predicted model, not a curated record.
AAACAAACUCCAUUCCCAAAUCUUCCCUUUCACCUCCUCUCUCUCUCUCUCUCUCUCACUCCCACUCGCACUCGCACUUCCACUCUCUCUUUCUCUUUCUGAUCUCUGAUAGCAAUUCUCUACUGUCGCUUCUGAAAAUGCAGAAUCUUGAAGAAGCAAUUUCUGGGUUUCUCAUAUCUUGCAGGUGUUGGCUAUGAAAGCCACCGAUAGCCCACGUGUUUCUGGAGGAGUGGUGAAGGAACAAACCCACAUCAAUGUGAGGGAACAAAGCGAGCUCUGAUAAUGGUGGCUGCCGUUCCUGAACCAGCUUCUACUGAAAACCCAGCAAGGCCUCCUCUUUUGCCUUCCUUAGAGAAAGAGCGAAAUGGGUUUGUCCCAGCAAGAAAACCCAGAGCCAAACAAGUCCCUUCUAGAUACCUUUCACCUUCUCCUUCCACUUCUACUUCCUCUACUACUUCAACAACAACCACCACAACAACUUCUUCUUCUUCUUUUUCGUCUUCUUCAAGAAGGUUUCCCUCUCCUCUUUUGUCACGGUCUACGAAUUACGUGCCUUCCCCAACAGCUGUCCCUAAGCGUUCCCAAUCCGUAGACCGGAGGCGGCCAGCCUCUGUUACUCGGCCGGUGACUCCUCAAGGCAAUGCGGGUGCGAACGAGUUAUCUGCGGCGACAAAGCUGCUGGUCACUUCCAGCAGAAGCUUGUCUGUUUCGUUUCAAGGAGAGGCAUUUUCACUCCCGAUUAGCAAGACCAAGACAGCUACAACCCCCAAUACGAACAGGAAGCCCACUCCUGAGCGGCGCAGAGCGACCCCAGUGAGAGAUCAGACGGAGAAUUCGAAGCCCAUUGAAAAGCAACGGUGGCCUAGCAGGUCCCGAGAAGUAAAUUCAAGGGCGAACAAUGUUUUGUCAAGGAGUUUGGAUUAUAGUGGAGAUAAGAGUAAGGUGAUCGGGUUUGGAUCUGGAUUGGUGGGUAAAUCUUUGCAGCAAUCAUUGAUUGAUGAGAGUAGUAGGAGGUUGAGCUUGGAUUUGCGUAAUGUUGAGCAAAAUCUAGAUGGUAAUUCUGAGCAUGAAUCCGAUACUGACAGUGUGUCCUCUGGUAGUGCCACUUCUUGCUUUCAAGAAUGCAAUGAAAAUGGGGUUUCGAAGGAGAAGAGUGGUCCCCGUGGUAUUGUUGUAUCUUCUAGGUUUUGGCAGGAGACAAAUAGUCGCUUGCGACGGCUGCAGGAUCCAGGAUCUCCUUUGUCUAGAAGCCUCAGUUCCAGGGUGGGUAUCCAAUCAAAGAUUAUUCAGUCCAAAAGGUUCAGUAUUGAUGGUCCAUUGGCAUCCCCGCGGACAAUAGCUUCUCCUGCUAUAGGAGCUACAAGACCUGCUUCCCCAAGUAAGCUUUGGGCUUCCUCAGCUUCCUCUCCUUUGAGAGGGCUCAGUCCUGCUAGGGUAAGGAAUGCAGUUGGUGGACUGUUGAGUAUCAAUUCUAGUAACACCCCUUCCAUUCUCAGUUUUUCAGUUGAUGUAAGGAGAGGGAAAAUAGGGGAGGAUAGAAUUGUAGAUGUACAUCUGUUGCGGCUUCUGUAUAACCGUUAUUUACAAUGGCGGUUUGUGAAUGCAAGGGCAGAUGCUACCUUCAUGGUGCGAAGACUGAAUGCAGAGAAAAUUUUAUGGAAUGCAUGGGUUACAACUUCCGAACUACGGCAUUCUGUGACUCUUAAAAGAAUCAAGUUAAUGUUGGUCCGGCAAAAGCUGAAGCUAGCUUCCAUUCUCAAGGGACAAAUAAACCAUCUAGAAGAAUGGGCUCUUCUAGAUAGAGAUCACUCUAGCUCUUUGCAAGGAGCAACUGAAGCUUUAAAGGCCAGCACUCUUCGUCUUCCGGUUGUUGGAAAAGCAACAGCUGAUAUCCAAAAUUUGAAGGAUGCUGUAGGCUCAGCAGUUGAUGUUAUGCAUGCAAUGGCAUCCUCUAUAUGCUCUCUAUCAUCAAGGGUGGAGGAUAUGAACUCUUUAGUGUCCGAACUCGUGAAUAUAACUGCGAAAGAAAAGGCUUUGCUUCAGCAAUGUAAAGAUUUCUUGUCCUCAAUAGCAGGGAUGCAGGUUAAGGACUGUAGCUUGAAGACGCAUAUAAUACUACUAAACCGUGCACCAACUAUGAGCAGUCUGACAACACAUGUGUAGAACUGAUCUUACUUGACAAUCUCACUCUGAAUGCUAACAUCACUGUCCCCCAGCCUUUUGUUUUUCCAACGGGUGGUGGCGCUCUGGAGGUAAUAAGAACGGAUUGAUCAUAGCUAGUUUUUGUUUUGAAAAUUUGGCAGGUCACACCAUUCCACGACACAUGUAUUUGGUAUAUCUAUGUUUUGAAGAUAACCGGAAGUAGCUCUGCUCGCUAGUUAGCUUCAAGUUACUCUUUUCGCAUUUGCAGCGAAAUUGAAUGCAUGUAUGUAUAUAGUGUAAUGUUCAGCUUGUUUUUAAUCAUGUUAACAUGUUAUUGCUACUAGUGAUUGUCAUUGAAUCAUGAUGAGACCAAUGCAAUUGCUUUUCUUGA